Molecule: messenger RNA, 2462 nt
Organism: Schistocerca americana (American grasshopper)
Lineage: Eukaryota; Metazoa; Arthropoda; Insecta; Orthoptera; Acrididae
Gene: GAA1
Product: glycosylphosphatidylinositol anchor attachment 1 protein
Exons: 12
Coding region: 298-2331 (677 amino acids)
Biological process (GO): attachment of GPI anchor to protein
Cellular component (GO): GPI-anchor transamidase complex; membrane
Source: RefSeq, a predicted model, not a curated record
UCUAGAAUGGCAGUAGGCGUAACGGCAUGGUCAAAGACAAUCAAGAAAGAGAUGUGCGAAACAGUCCGGGAAAUUUAGAUAAUUGUGAAAUGCGAUGUCACAAGUAAAGAAAGCGCUGCAUGGCGUGCUAACAAUGCUAGAUACAAGAGUGUAAACAUAAGUCAAUUCAUAAUAUUUUAUUCUGCAGUGUAAGGACCUAUCUGUAGAAUAUACAUCAGUAUUUAUUGUGGACAGUGGAUUACUGUUUACAGAACUUUCUGUGAUAAAAAUGAAGCACAUAUAUCAAAAGUAAAAGAAAUGGGCCUUCUUACGGAUCCCGGGGUUGGACGGGGCAAGGUUGUAAAACUUUUAAUAAAGCACCACGAUAAGGUGUGUGCCUUAUCAUACAUAGCUGGUGUUUUGUGGUUUGCAAGUUUGGCACAUGACAAUUUUAAUGCAGGGACAUAUUUCUCAGAAAAUGCAUUACUUCCUGGAUUGGUCAAGGGAGAUUAUGAAGAAAGGCUUGUCGCUAGAGAGUACUUGAAAGAACUAGCUGAUGAAGCUAUAAGACAUCCUGACAGUAUUCCGUACUCUUGGCUGUUAGCAAAAUUUGGACAGCUUAAUCUUGAAACAUAUACCCACAAUUUUACUGUGCAUUAUCCUUUAAUUCCUGGAACUAAAUACACAGGAAAGAAUGUGUAUGCUAUAUUACGAGCACCAAGAAGUGCUAGUACGGAAGCUUUGGUUCUGUCUACCCCCUAUCGCCCACCUAAGAGUACAGAAGCUACAACCAUGCCAUCUGUUGCACUCAUGUUGUCACUUGCCAAGUUUUUCAGGUGGCAGAAGUACUGGGCAAAGGAUAUCAUCUUCUUAGUAACAGAACAUGAACAACUUGGGGUGCAGGCAUGGUUAGAAGCAUAUCACAGAACAUCCUGUGGCCACCCAGGGGUUCUGGAACAUGGGGACAUGAUGGGAAGGGCAGGUGCAAUACAAGCUGCAGUCAACUUGGAAUUACAUGCUGAGAAGAUAGGCUAUGUUGAUGUUAAAGUGGAAGGUCUUAAUGGACAACUUCCAAAUUUAGAUCUUGUAAAUCUUAUCCAUAGGAUGUGUGCUAAGGAAGGUGUGAAGCAUACAUUCAAGAACAGGGAGAAUAAAAAAUUUGCAGAUGAUUUCAAAGAAUGGUCAUAUGCCUUCAGAACUCUAAUGGCUAUGGUUUCAACACAGGCAACAGGUGUACCAAAUGGCAAUCAUGGCUUGUUCUUGAGGUUUGGCAUUGAUGCUGUGACCAUUGAAGGAUUUCCAAAGACUGAUAAAGGGAGUUCAUCAGAUUUCUACCAGAUGGGAAGGGUGCUGGAAGGAGUGUUUAGAAGUCUUAACAACUUGUUGGAGAGAUUUCAUCAGUCUUACUUUUUCUAUCUUCAACCAGCAACUGACCGCUAUAUUUCCAUAGGUAUGUAUAUGCCAUGUCUUGGCUUGUUAUGUGCUGGCCUAUUUAUUAAAGCUUUUGCCCUCUGGUUAAAAAUAUUUGAGGAGCAGAAGAAAGAGAGAGAUGAAAAUCGUAUUGAACAGUUUCCUGAUCAGUCAAAGUUGCAAGAAAUAUCACCAGAAUCUCAGAAACAAAGUACUGAUAAAUCUGAUGACAAGAUUUCUGAAACCACAGAUAGUGAAGUCACUGCAAAUAAGCAGAAUGAGGUGGACCAUGAAUUAAUUGUAAUUCCAGUAGGAGUUGUCUUCCUUGUUGCACAUGUCUUUGGCACUGCUGCCCUAUUUGCAGCAGACGCAUACAGUGUGGUAGGGAGAGAGCUUAUUGGGUUGUCAACAGAUCUGUCUGUUUUCGCAGGCUACUUAUGUUAUAGUCUUGUACUGUUACCUUUGCCUGCCUUUGACAGGGUUGUAGGCCAGCAGUUCAAGAGUUGCUCAUUACUGAAUAUUGCUGCUUUACUAGAGUUGGCCACAUUGUUACUUGCUGUUGGAAUGCACAACUUCUCACUGUCCUUCAUUUUAGCCACACUUUAUGUACCUGUGGCACUGUCUGUGAGUCCGACGAAAAAAGGGAGGCUGGUGAACAUCACUCAGAGAAUAAUGUGGUUGCUUCUGCAUCCACUUUCACUUCUCAUGCUCACUGUAUUCACAUUCUCUGCAUACAUCUUUCCAGAAGAGCCUUCAGAUAUGCUUGUGCUGAGGACAUUUGAAGCAAGUUGUGAAGCACUUCUGUUUGCUGUUGUUGAUAAUCUUAUAUAUGGCAACUGGUUAUUUAGUGUUGCUGUGGCUGCUCUGCUGCCUGUUUGGUUACUUUUCUGGGUAGUGUUGCAUACAAGUGCAAAUAUUGUUCAAGUAAAAUCUAAAGUGUGAAAUAAAUAAUAUCAGUAGUCAAAAUAAGGGUAAAGUGUACAGAGAGAUACAGAUUCAAACUACUAGAGCAACUGCCAUGAUCAAGAAUUAAAGAGAAACUGUGGAAAAAAAAUACAUUCCAUUACUUUAUA